UGGUGGGUGGGGUUGGGGGUGGCCUUCGCAUGGGUGGGGGCAUCAUGGGAAUGAUCAAAAUUUAGACCUUUAUUCGCUCCUGGGGGGGCUGAGCUUCGCGUCGUUGCUCGGGGCCACCAUCGUGUUUUUAGCCAGGAGGAAUACCUCCGGUCGCCGCCGCCGCUCCCUGGACGGGACCCGUUACCUCGACGACGACGAAUUUGACACCCCCACAACCGCCUCGGGCCUCUAUUUCACAGACAUCCUCCGAAUGAUAACCAACCACACAAAUUAACCUCACCAACCACCAGAUGCCACUUCCAUUGCCAUUCCCAACACAACUUCACCCUCAAAUCCACCACCACCACCACCGUUUUACUAAAUAACGGGACGUACCACUGCUGCCCUUCUUUUCUGUUAUAUUUUAUAUAAACAUUUCUUAAUAAAUUUUUAAAAAACCAUGGAAACGAAUAAAGAAUUGAAUAAACUCUCGAUAGAAAUUGCCCCCACGACGGGGGGCGCCUUUGAUUUCCUCGUCGAUCCCGAGGACUCGAUUGAUUUCAUUAAAAAAUGCAUCGCUAAAAAGUUAAAAGUGGGCAAGGAACAGAUUUGUUUGCUUCACAGGGAUAGGCUCUUGGAAAACUGCAAAACGGUGAAGGACUAUGGCCUAGCGGAUGGUUCGAGAGUUUCCCUAGUUCCGAGCAUCGAGACCGGAUUGGUGACGCAGCGCCCGGAGCAAUCCGUGUUGGAAGCGCUGGAAGGUCUGAACGAGUCGCAGGUUGGGGAUUUCCUCAGCGGAAAAUCCCCCCUGAAUUUAACAAUGCGGUUGGGCGAUCACGUGAUGUUGAUUCAGCUUCAGUUAUCUAAAGGGCAACACCACCACGCGACGACUUCCUCAAUAAAUCAUGACAAAUCUUCGGAAACUCCUCCUCCCAGUGAAACCGCCACACCCACCACGAUAACCCCGCCCACCGUGACUCCUCCUCCCCCUUCGGAUCCUCCUCCCCCACCCCCACCACCAACUCCACCCCCUACACAACCCACCCCACCCACCCAAUCACUCCCCACCCCCCAACCCUCCUCGUCGUCCCUCGUGGAAGCCUCCCGAAACCUGACAAACACUUUGAAAAAGCUGAGCAGUCACGUGACCACUUCGGAUAAGAAAAAGACCAAUCGGAAGCGGAGGCGGAGCGAGGAGUCGACCAAUCAAAAAGCUCCAAAUAAUAAAGAGGAAAAAUUACCAAUCACCAAUCACAUGCAGCAUCACGGAAAGGGGGUUUACUCGGGGACUUUUAGCGGAACGUUGAACCCCGCCCUGCAGGACGGCCUCGGAAAACCAAAAAAACACGUGUCCACCAUCGUUCACAUUUUAAACGACUUGCUCGGCGGGGUUCAGGCGGGGGCAACCACCUCCUCCUCAUCGAAAAAGAAGAAGAAGCACCACUCCACCUCGACCACGACCCCAUCCUCGACGAUAACCUCGGAGCCGACGGAGGAGGAGCGCGCCCUGGAAAAUGAAGCAUUAAGAGUGAAAAUGGAGGCCUUGAGGGAGCAGUUGCGGUUGAGGAAGGGGAAGUUUAAUAAAAGUGGUGGGAGUAGUGGGAGCGGUGCCGGUGGUGGGAGUGGUAGCGGAUUAGCAGGGAGCGAUGAUCUUAAUGUCAAUAGUUGAUAAUUUAUUUUUGGUUUUUUUUAAUUCGGGUUAAUAAAUUUUAUGUUUUUUUGUAUGGAAAAGUGA
Messenger RNA from Folsomia candida, 1714 nucleotides. Its product is annotated as midnolin homolog. Gene Ontology annotation, molecular function: protein binding. Gene Ontology annotation, cellular component: nucleus. The transcript is spliced from 7 exons. The record is from RefSeq and is a predicted model, not a curated record. The coding region runs from base 440 to 1648 and encodes 402 amino acids. NCBI's taxonomy places the organism in Eukaryota, Metazoa, Arthropoda, Collembola, Entomobryomorpha, Isotomidae.